GGUUCUUUUCUCUAAGUCGUUCUUCCCUUUGCAGCUCUUUCCUUUCUCCUUUUCUCUUCUAUCUGCGCUCCGUUUCUGGCAUUUUCUUCUAGAUUUCGCUUAAGAAACCCUAGGUUUUGGACGGCAGUAUGUCCGGCAAAGGAGCGAAAGGCUUGAUUACUGGCAAAUCCACGCUUAACAACAAAGACAAGGACAAGAAGAAGCCUGUCUCUCGCUCCUCUCGCGCUGGUCUCCAGUUUCCUGUGGGGAGGGUUCAUCGGUUAUUGAAGACCAGGGUUUCAGCAAAUGGAAGGGUUGGGGCCACAGCUGCUGUUUAUACAGCAGCUAUAUUGGAGUAUCUUACUGCAGAAGUAUUGGAGUUGGCAGGGAAUGCGAGCAAGGAUCUGAAGGUAAAACGUAUAACACCAAGGCAUUUACAGCUUGCCAUACGGGGGGACGAAGAACUCGACACCCUCAUCAAAGGAACCAUUGCUGGAGGUGGAGUUAUUCCUCACAUUCACAAAUCCCUCAUCAACAAAUCAUCUAAGGAGUAGUCUCCCAUUGAUUUGUGUUGUAACCUAAAGGCUGAUUUAAAAAAAGAAAAAUUGUAUGAGAAACAUUGAUAAGCGAGGAACCCAAUUGUGCUCUGACAAUCCUUUUCGGUAGUUAAGAGGACUUGAAUGUUCUUCGAAAAGGCAUUUUAGUUAUUUGUGAUUCCCCAUUUACUCUUAUAUAUGAGUGUAGGCUAGAACGUUAUCGCCA
This is a messenger RNA of Manihot esculenta (cassava), 741 nucleotides long. RefSeq names its product probable histone H2A variant 3. Gene Ontology annotation, molecular function: protein heterodimerization activity; DNA binding; structural constituent of chromatin. Gene Ontology annotation, cellular component: nucleosome. Lineage: Eukaryota; Viridiplantae; Streptophyta; Magnoliopsida; Malpighiales; Euphorbiaceae. The transcript is spliced from 2 exons. The coding region runs from base 129 to 533 and encodes 134 amino acids. The record is from RefSeq and is a predicted model, not a curated record.